Messenger RNA from Saccharomyces kudriavzevii IFO 1802, 417 nucleotides. It is a transcript of the gene ERV14, whose product is annotated as cornichon family protein. The record is from RefSeq and is a predicted model, not a curated record. The transcript has a single exon. Lineage: Eukaryota; Fungi; Ascomycota; Saccharomycetes; Saccharomycetales; Saccharomycetaceae. Gene Ontology annotation, biological process: endoplasmic reticulum to Golgi vesicle-mediated transport. Gene Ontology annotation, cellular component: COPII-coated ER to Golgi transport vesicle; endoplasmic reticulum membrane. Bases 1 to 417 code for a protein of 138 amino acids.
AUGGGUGCUUGGUUAUUUAUCCUUGCUGUUGUUGUUAACUGUAUCAAUUUGUUCGGCCAAGUGCAUUUCACAAUAUUAUACGCUGAUUUAGAGGCCGAUUACAUUAAUCCAAUUGAAUUAUGUUCUAAAGUCAACAAGUUGAUUACACCUGAAGCCGCCCUACAUGGUGCCUUGUCACUAUUGUUUCUCUUGAACGGUUAUUGGUUCGUAUUUUUGGUGAAUCUACCAGUGUUAGCUUACAAUUUGAACAAAAUCUAUAAUAAGAUCCAACUUUUGGAUGCCACCGAAAUAUUUAGAACUUUGGGUAAGCAUAAAAGAGAAAGUUUCCUGAAGCUGGGGUUCCACCUAUUGAUGUUCUUCUUUUAUUUAUACAGAAUGAUUAUGGCUUUGAUUGCCGAAAGUGGUGAUGACUUUUAA